CACACUGCUCACUUCAAUUGGUUGCCGGCAAAACAUUCAAGAUUCACAUCGAAAACACGCGCCUCUCCUACAAGAAGUCUGGGUGCUGGCUGUUUUUAAAACCUAAAACCAAGAGAAACCAGUGAAACGUUCGCCAAAAUCUGGAUAAAAGUCUUAAAAGUUAAAUGCAACCGUACGAAUUUUAAUGAGAUCAUAGUCUACACCAACCAUGUUUUCGUCUUUAAACCAAACGGGAAUGAUGUCGGCACCUCUGGUGACGCAGGACCUGCUUUCCACAGCAGGCAACACGGUUGAGCGUAUGCUUGCCGCCGACAGCACCUUUCCUUCACUUCUUGAAGCCACGAAAGUCUCCCAGCAUUGUCUUCACACGGCCAGUGGACUCAGUGACAUCGACUCUUACGUUUCGUUUGACUCUUUCCUCCAUGGAGCAAAUGCAAAACAUAUUGUAAGCAUAGGACAAGUUCCUUUACCUCGAGAAAUCAGCCAGCACAUCAGAGCUUCUCACUACCACAGCAAACAAGGCCUCUUCCCAGAAAUUCACAGAGCUUGGAUGACCAUCGAUAGCGACUUAUACCUUUGGUCUUACGAUCAGGGAAUUGACACUGCCUACUUCGACCGUUUGACAGAAACCAUCACUGGUGUGGCGUUAGUGAAACCACGUCAGGGAGUCUUUCAACCCUACGUUCGUCGCCUGCUGGUUGUGGUCACCUGUUUGGAAGUGGUCAUCCUUGGCGUGACUUUCAGCGCUGGGCCAGCUGGCUCGGAGCUCCUCAACCUCAUUCCAGACUCGGUAUUCCAGUUGCCGUUGGAUAACGUUUGUGUCACGACCACUGUCGGAACUAACGACGGCAGAAUUUUCCAAGGUGGAGAUGAGGGCUCCCUCUUCGAAAUCGUGUAUAAGGGCAACGAUGGCUGGUUCGGCAAAAGCUGCAAAAGGAUUAAUCAUUCCCAUGGGCUGCUGUCCCUGCUGGUGCCGUCUUUUGUUAACUUUUCCGAGAAGGAAAGUAUUACACAGAUUGCUGUCGAUGAUUCUCGAGGACUUCUCUACGCACUCACGUCUAAAGGCACCAUUAGGGCAUAUUUACUCGGAGCUGAGCCUGGAAAUGCAUCUCUGCUGGCCUCUCUUUCAGAGAGUACCUUGGUUCAACAAGCAGUCAGCAUAGUUCGCACAUUGGAUGGAAGCGUUUUCAAACCAGUGGUGAGUCUGCAGGCGCUGGAAGUGACCGACUCGUCGCACUUCCACGUUGUGGGUGUGACCUCGUCGGGCGUGCGUCUCUACCUGACGACACUUGUUCCCGCAUCGCUUGUGGCAGCCUCCGCGGGCGGCCAGUGGCUCGGAAGUGGGCGGCCGCAGGGUCUGCACCUGGUGCACGUGCGGAUGCCGCCUGGCUACACCGCCGGGGCGACGCAGGCGUCGCCGCAGCACGUGUGCCGCGCCCUGUGCCGCAGGGGCACAUCGCUGAUGGUGCAGCAGAGGGCGGAGCAGGCCAGCGUAAUCGCCUGCCUCAGCCGGGACCUGCUGCCCUCAGCCUCGCACCUCGCUGAAACGGAGGCUCGUCUGCAGCUGGACGAUAGCGUUGACGAGAUUGUCGAGCUGCCCCCGUCGAUCCCUGGCACUUCUCGCGAGCCCCUCGUUGUCACUCAACAUAUGGAGUUACAGACAAAAUAUGCAGUGUUGAGCAAGCAAGGCGUCACACUCCUGGCCAAGCAGCGUCCUUCAGAUGUGUUAAAGUCUAUUCUGCUGGGCAGUGGCCCAGAAAGCCCAGCGACGAGGGGAUUUUUCGCUUUCCUUGGCGAGGAGCAGGCGUGUGCCACAGCCCUAGUUCUCGCCUGUUUCGACCCUAACAGCAGUGUCGUGGAGGCCGCUACGAGAGCUUACCUGUUGAUGGGUGCUGAAAGGCGACAGGCUCCUGUCAGUGCUCCAGCCACGCCUCUGAUGUUCAACCCUAGCAACGUGUCCACGCCUCUCAGAGCGCCCACGCAGGCAUCAGUAUCAAACAUGGGAAUUUCUGCUCGGCACGAAGGCCUCUACAUCUUGGUGUCGCGAAUUUUACGUCCCCUGUGGAGUAUGGCCACAUGCAAGCAGGUGCAGACCGACAACAAGCGCCUCGUACUCACCAGCAACUGCGAUUCUGAGCUGGUGGCUGCAGUUUGCACCUACCUGGAAGCUGUGGCCGCCUUCCUCCGCCGCAACCUCCAUUUGAUGGUGCGCAACAAUCAAAACGAAACGUUUGCCGACAAUGAAGAGAAAAAGUCGCUUGAGGCGCUCAAACAACUUGUCUUCCAAUCUCUUGAGGUGCUUGGUCUCUGGCGUAUUGUGUGUGAGCAUCAGCUGCAUGUCCUCGCACCGCAACUGUCCGCGGACCUGCAGACUCAGUUGACCAAGACAACGUUCAAGGAGCUGCUGAUGUGCGGGCAAGACGUUUGCGGCGGUCUGCUGGUCGGCCUUAUUGGUCUCUACCUUGGUGACAACGCCUCCAUCGACGCGAUCAGCGCAAAGCUGCGUACCACUUGUCCCUCACUGUUCCGCUCGGAGGACGCAGCCUCAGCCAAGGCUAAGCAGUUGUUGCAGCAGGCUCAGCAGGAGGAGGAUCCGUCGACCAAGAAUGGCUUGCUUGUAACCAGUCUACGCUUGUUGCAAGAGGCCGCACCGCACGUCGACCUCUCUGCUGUUUGUCAACAACUGCUUGCACUCAAAUCAUUUGAUGGUAUUGUGCGUGUCUGCACGGCCUGUGCCAAAGCUGUGGAUCCCUAUGAUUUUGGACUCAAGCACUACACGAAUGAACUUCCAGCAGAAGAGACUGUGGGCGCGGAAUGCCUGCGGCGGAGAAUGGAAACGUACAGUGAGGCGGUGAACGCGUUGGACAAGCUGUACAGCCAGUCUGAAGGCCACAUCAACGGAAGAAUCCUCCUACAGAGCUGCCUGCGACAGUCAGACCCAUUGCUGCGCGAAGCCGUUUACGAGUGGCUUCUGUGCAAAGGAUUGAUCCAAACUGAACUGCUGCAAAGAAACGAUCCCGCGCCUGAAGGACUGGAAGUGUUCCUCCAAAGACUCCAAAUUAAAUCCAGAGCUGAGGGAAGCGACGAAAGGAAAGUGUCCGAGCUGCUGUGGGCACUUUAUGAAAAGACUGGCCGCCAUGCCAUGGCCGCCAGCGUCCUCCACAAGGCGGCCGUCACGCCAGAGCCCCUCGUGCCGCUGUCUGAACGCAUUUACUGCCUGUCCAGGGCGCUGCUUAGUCUUCGCUCUUCAGGAGCUGGCUACAACCAGUCCACAGGACUCUUUAGCAAGGAGCUGGAAGACCAACUAGAUGUGGCGAAACUGCAAUUGAAGGUUCUUGAGGAAGUGCAAAAGAUGGACCACAACCUGAGCCCUGCACUUCUUGAACGGCUGAACAAAACUCUCCUCUCCAUCACAGACUUAUUCCAACUUUAUGCCGUUCCCCUCCAGCUGUGGGAGAGCCAGCUUGCCAUCCUUCAGUGCUCCAACCACGAGGAUGCUAAUCUUGUUAAUGACAUUUGGCACCAAUUGAUUUGCAACACUCGACCAUUAGAGGCACUAAUUUCGAGGGUGGAAUCAGUGGGCAAGCUGCUACAAGGCCACCUUUUCCCGCUGGAGCUGCUUGCCAAGGAGCUGGAGGCUGUUGCUUGCCAGGAGGGUGCACCCGCAGGCACAGUGGCCAAGUCGCUGGUGAAGGUGGCCGGACUGGAAAGUGUCAUGAGCUCCUACGAACGUCUUCUGCGCCAGCCAGAGUGGGCCUGGGGCCCAGCGGGAGACGAGCAUUACAUCAUGCGCUCGGCGGCUGAGCUGCUCGGCGAGGCGGCCAACAUGCCGGCCAUCCAGAGACGCAAGGAGGUUGUUGUUCUGGCCAUCGACGUAGCAACCUCAUGCCUCAGCCAGUUGUACACUAAGACGUGCGUUGAGGAGCUUAUUGGACAGUUCAGGAGGGUGCAGUCCAUUUUCAAGACUAUGCAAUAACUAUGAUGCAAAAUACUUGAGGAGUUCCCAGCGGGAGAGUGCUCUCAAGAGUUAUUUUAUUACAAUGCCAGGCGUGUUUAUGUACAAAUUCGAUGCUGUUGUGUCUUUACUUCUUGAAAUAAUGGAUGAAUUCUCCCAGAUGAAA
This is a messenger RNA of Cloeon dipterum, 4121 nucleotides long. It is a transcript of the gene Nup154, whose product is annotated as nuclear pore complex protein Nup154. Bases 209 to 3976 code for a protein of 1255 amino acids. The transcript is spliced from 13 exons. The record is from RefSeq and is a predicted model, not a curated record. Gene Ontology annotation, molecular function: structural constituent of nuclear pore. Gene Ontology annotation, biological process: protein import into nucleus; RNA export from nucleus; protein localization to nuclear inner membrane. NCBI's taxonomy places the organism in Eukaryota, Metazoa, Arthropoda, Insecta, Ephemeroptera, Baetidae. Gene Ontology annotation, cellular component: nuclear pore inner ring; nuclear pore.